AUGAAUCUCAAUGGGUGCUCUCAAUCUGCACUCACCAACCUCAAUGACCCUGAUGCUGAAGGUCAUCAAUGGACCAUCGCAAGCACAUCAUCCCAUUCAAGAGAAGGCAAUAGUGAUCUCGCAGAGGUGCUAAGGUCCAUCCAGCUGCAACUUGACAUAGAAAAAUCCCACAAUUGGGAACUAUUAGAGAAGAAUGCUGUCCUAGAGGCAAACAAAACCCACCAUUCUAUGGAGGACAUUCCUGCUGACGUGAUUGUGUACAACAGCGAGAUCAAGACACUGGGGAAAACAUAUGCUGUAAUGAUGGAAAUGUUCUUGCCACAAACACCACUAACCAACACCAUGUCGGAGCUGCCAAAGUCACCUUCCCCCAUGUUUGCAACAGCUGAGCAUUAUGCUAGCAGGAUGGUGGAGGAACAGGGUCUUGUCACUGAGCUCGAUUCCAUACUCCCAGAGCAUCUGCAUAGAAUCAGAAACACCCAUUUCUUCCUUGAUGUUUUUGCACAAGCAAUGCAAAGUGGUCAGUCUGACAUCCUCUACAAGCUAUGUGACAAUGCCCACAAAACCUUCGCUCUGCCGAAGAACCACUUCUCACCAAAUGCAUCUCAUCUCAAAGUUCCUGAAAUCACAAAGAUGCUUGGAGUCAAGGACAUAGGCACUCCAAACCAACAUUUCACAAUAUGGUUCCCCUUUCUCUUCAAGGACAUGAAGCUUGACGUGCAUAAACUGUUCAUGAACUGGAAACUGCUUGCUCAGAUUUUGAAAGGAGCACUAUGGGGCAAGAUGUCACUCACAGAAGGCUUUGUUCAUCGUGGUGGACCAAAGAUGAAUGGGCAGAAGUGGCAGGUCAUAGCAGUGACACCAGGAUCUAUUGCAUGGGCUGCAACAAUGUGCAUGUUUCUACUUUCUCCUGACAAGGAGUUCCCAGGGAAUGGUUGUGGGGCUAUCUCAAAAAUCGAUUACUAUCAAGUGUUCUGUGCAUAUAAACAAGUGCUCAUUACAAAGUGGACGGACCAUCACAUCCAGAAGAUUGUCAUGGAGAUGAACCACUUUGUGUUUGGGAACCCUGGAGCAGCCAUGAAGUCCAGGAUGGGUGCAAUGGAGGACUUUUCUGUGGAGAUUGAUGCUGUGAUGGCAGCAAUGGACUCUGCUGCACUAUCAGAAGAUGAUGCAGACAAGAUGGAUAGUUCUGGUCUGUCCACCCCAGAUUUGCUUUCAAUCACUGACACAAACAUUCCUGCUGCAUCUGAAUCCCAUCAAAUUGUAACAUCUGUCCCAGUGCCUGUAACAACCCUCAGAACAAGCAACAACAAUAGCACAGAUCCAUCAAGUACUGAUACUUUGGAAUUCAGUAGCAUUAAUCCAGUACAGAAGUCGAAAGGGCAAUGCAGUAGAGGCAGACAUGUUAAGUAG
Messenger RNA from Pisolithus orientalis, 1413 nucleotides. RefSeq lists its product as uncharacterized. The coding region runs from base 1 to 1413 and encodes 470 amino acids. NCBI's taxonomy places the organism in Eukaryota, Fungi, Basidiomycota, Agaricomycetes, Boletales, Pisolithaceae. The record is from RefSeq and is a predicted model, not a curated record. The transcript has 5 exons.